Trifolium pratense (red clover) is the source of this 2659-nucleotide messenger RNA. RefSeq lists its product as uncharacterized. The record is from RefSeq and is a predicted model, not a curated record. NCBI's taxonomy places the organism in Eukaryota, Viridiplantae, Streptophyta, Magnoliopsida, Fabales, Fabaceae. Bases 392 to 2419 code for a protein of 675 amino acids. The transcript is spliced from 21 exons.
CUAUAAAUAUAAGAAAAUAAGAUACCACCAAAAAACCGAGAUUGCCCUUCUGCCAUUUUUUUUUCCCAUUUUUGUUACUACUAAAAAUAAGGGCAAUAUUGGUAUUAGAUGUCUCAAAUUUUUUCAUUGCUUCUGGCCCCACCUUCAAGCGCAUUUACCUAAUUGCCCUUAUCUCAUAUAACAUUGGCAUUUAACUAUGAAAGGAGAAGACAUUGGGCUUUAAUGGAAUUUCACAUUUUUGCUUCACAUCCUCCAACCAAAUUUUGAACUACUCUAAUACUCUCCAUGUUGUCACUUCCGAUACAACAUCUCUUCAUACAACAUCACACUCAAUCUCCUUCCAUCUCCCUCCAAAACGAAAAAAUUGUGAGAACUUGAACUUGAACUUGCUAUGGAUCAGAUUAAGAAGAAAUCAAAGCUUGGAUCUACUACAUUGGAGGUUGAAAAAAAGAAAUCAAAACUUGGAUCAACUACAAUGGAGGUUGAAAAAAAGAAUUUACCGCAAGGAUCUGUUUCAAUGGAGGUUAACAAAAAGAAUUCACCUCAAGGUUCUGUUUCAAUGGAGGUUAACAAAAAGAAGAAACUAACUGCUGAACCUAUAGAACAUCAAGAGAUAUCUCAAGAGACCCAAAUGGAUCGUGACACCAAGAUAUCUCAGGUGACUGAAAUCAACGAUGGCAUAAAGGUUUUGGCAGAAAACCAAGAGUUUGUUCAUAAUGUACCUCAGAAAUCUCAAGAUACCCAAAUGCUUCAAGACAAUAAGGAAAAGAAGCCUAUUGAGUAUGAUUAUGAUGCUGUUAAAGAUGUUACCAAGAAGAAAGAAAUAUGGAGACUAGGGGUGAUUUUGGAUGACAUGUGGAUUGUGUCGAAAGGAGAAUCUGAAGUGAUAAUGGAAAUGUUGCUCAGGGAUAUAAAGGGAUAUACUAUCCAAGCGACUGUGAUGACUGAUGAUAUUGAGAAGUGGAAAGAACAACUUGCACAAGGCCAGACGUAUUCUAUGCGUAAUUUUAGGGUUGCAGAUAAUGAUUCACAAUAUAAGAUGACUCCUCACAAAUUUCGAUUAAUAUUUGUUGGUGCAACAAGAGUUACUGCAGUUGAAAUUCCAGAAAUACCAAAAACACAUUUUUACUUCAAGGAUUUUGAAGAGAUCUCUAAUGGGACUUUUCGCACUGAUCUGUUAGUUGAUGCUAUAGGAGUUGUUAACUCUAUUGGGAAGAUUGUUACUGCAACUACAACAAGGAAAGCUAAUGUCGCUUUUACCAUCAAAGAUCAGCGUGAUAAGGAACUUGAUUGUACUCUGUGGGAUUUAGUAUCUGACCAAUUUAUCAAUGGUUACAACCAACGAUCUAAUAAUGAUCCAUGUGUCAUCAUUAUGAGACAUGUUCGAGUCAGAGAAGCACAAGGAUCAUACCCCUUGCAAUUAACAAAUGUGUGGAAUGGAACUAAGAUUCUAUUUGAUACAUCGAUACCUGAAAUAGAAAAAUUUCGUGCCAGCUUGCCCAAGGAAACUGUUUAUGCGUCGCAAAACAGGUCUUUUUCAACUUCUACACAAUUAUACACCCAAAGUUAUGCUGGUACUCAAUACAAUACUGAUGAAAACUUCAUGAGAAAUGCCCAAGUUCUUUCAUUGGGAGCUAUUAAAAAACUUAAAAAGGAUGCAGUUUGUGUUACUGUAGUGAACACUUCACACAUUAGGGUGUCAAAUGGAGGUUGGUUUUUUUAUGCUUGCAAUGAUGGUACAAAUGACUGCUCCUUAAAAUGUGAAGGAUCUGAACUCCCCUUUGUAUGCCGAAAGUCACACACCACAAAUGAUCCUAGAGUCAAGUACAAGUUGGAUGUUGAAGUAUACGAUGGUGACGAUACAGCCAAGUUUGUUUUUUGGGACAAUACUCUUGAUGAGAUGGUUGGCCUAACUGCAAAGACUCUACUUGAACAAGAAAAGAAGAAUGGUUACGGUGACCAGCAGGAAUAUCCUCGCCAUUUUGAUGCUAUCAUGGAACGGAAAUUUGCAGUUAGAGUUAAGUGGCAAAUUGGAUGGGGUGGGAUGGGAUCUGUUGUCAUGUGUAAGGAUAGUCCAGAUUUGAUUGCCAAAAUUGAGGAACAACUUCCUAUUGCAGAGAGUACAUUCAAAGACAUUGAAACCAUCAAUAUAAUUGAGGAAGAACUUUGUGCAAUAUCUCAAUCACCUACGAUUCAGGCUUUUACAAAAGACGAUAUUGAAAAAUUUGCUCACCUAGAUGAUGGAAUUCUAUCAACACCAAAUGUUUCAGCUUCAUCAGAGAAUGAUAUCUCUCCUUCUUCUCAAAAGACUCCAGCCAAAAGGACUGCUGCAAAGGAACAACCAGUUGAAUCUCUCAAUCUUGAUUGUCAGGCUUCAUCAACAAGAUCUGGCAAACUGAUUAAAAAAGAGAAAAUUUAAUCAAAUACUAUUUCGCCACACUACUUUUUGAAGUUGUAAUGUAUGACAAUUUGUGUGUAUGUUUAAAUUCACAGGCAUAUUAGCAUGUACAAAUUGCUUGAUACUUUUUUGUUGCCUAUCACCUUCUUGACACCAAUUUUGUGGGAAAUCAAGUAUUAAUUUGUCUUCACAAGCCCAAAAUUUAGUGAAUGGUGUAGCAAGUAUUGCUAACAAGAUUAUAAUCCUGUGAAACAUUAUAUA